AUGUAAAAAAGCGCCCACAAGUACAUACCUAUCGUAGUGGACCUUAGCCGAAAGCUUCACCACUUGGGCAAGAAGCUCUGCUUGGAGGUCCGAUUUCCUCCUUCGCAAAAGAAGGCAAGCUUUUUUUCUCCUUCGCGCGAGCCGCUUUCAUCAUUCACCCACACAAAAUUACCACCGCCCAAAUUUCCCAAAACAACCGACAAACUGACGAAUAGGUUCUUGUUGCCUCCCCCAGCUUUAAUUAAUCGCGGGGAUUCUCAACUUCCGUCUACCUGUCUCUAUAAUCCCGACGACACGUAUCUACUACUUGCGUCCCCGUGCGUCGUGCGUUAUCCCUGCGUCGCUCGCUGUAAAUUCUACAUACUACAGUUUUACGUACUUCGUAGCGCAGCGCAAGACGUCGGCUUCCACCACCUACGCCAGCCUAGGCACGCUAGACAAUCCUGCAGCCUUAUCUCCGCAUUCUUCUAAUUUCAACCAUCCCGUUCCGUCCUUUCGAUCAAACUUCCUCUGCUCGCGCUCGACGUCGACCGGUCAAUCAUUGCCACAAAGUUUGCGUGCAGCUGGUACCCGAUCAAAACAAGUAGCCAGGGAUUAUCUUGCUAUCCCAACGGAUUGUCUCGUGUCAUCAUAUAUUCUCAAUAGCUAGUCCUCCGACAACACAGCCGUCAAGAUGUCGGGCGAGGCGUGGUUAUACCUCUUCGCCGUGCUCAUAAAUGCCGUCAACCUCUUCCUCCAGGUAUUCUUUACGAUUAUGUAUAGUGAUUUAGAAUGUGAUUAUAUCAACCCUAUCGAUCUUUGCAACCGUCUCAACACCUAUAUCAUCCCCGAAGCUGCCGUGCAUGGAUUCUUGACCUUCUUGUUUCUGAUUAACGGAUACUGGAUGGCACUAAUUUUGAACUUGCCACUACUUGCCUGGAACAUCAAGAAGAUUGUCGACAACACUCACUUACUAGACGCAACUGAGAUCUUCAGGAAACUCAAUGUUCACAAGAAGGAAUCAUUCAUCAAGCUUGGCUUCCAUCUGGUCAUGUUCUUUUUCUACCUAUACAGCAUGAUCGUCGCCUUGAUCAAGGACGAGACGAAGUAAGCGAUUGCAUGUUGAGAAGAGCAUGAUAAUACACAUGACCGAUGUGGGACGGCUCUGACGGAAAUGUACCUCACGAGCCACGAUUACUCAGUCUCACCGGGUGCCUAGUGGGGAUAGUGUUCAGUCUAGGCAACUUUGGGGACGAGUGUUAAUGCUUGUGGAUUGGCUUGGACAUGGAUUGAUGAACGAGUUGACGGGAUUUGGAGGGAGCAAGUCCGGAUGAAGGACGGGAUGUGUCUCCAUCGAAGUUGCGCAAAUCUGUUGAGAUGGAAAAUGGGAAUGACGAAAAGGAGAGCUUAGGAACAGCUCAGGCACAAGGAAUUCAUGAUAUGUGCGCUUUCGUCAAACUACCAAUUUCCAUAGAUAAUGAAAUUAUAAAUAAUACCCUGAUUAUUCAUGAAUGAAUUAGAGCAAAGUUUGAAUAUGCAAAA
Molecule: messenger RNA, 1521 nt
Organism: Annulohypoxylon truncatum
Lineage: Eukaryota; Fungi; Ascomycota; Sordariomycetes; Xylariales; Hypoxylaceae
Product: cornichon protein
Exons: 4
Coding region: 674-1090 (138 amino acids)
Biological process (GO): endoplasmic reticulum to Golgi vesicle-mediated transport
Cellular component (GO): COPII-coated ER to Golgi transport vesicle; endoplasmic reticulum membrane
Source: RefSeq, a predicted model, not a curated record